This is a messenger RNA of Chenopodium quinoa (quinoa), 3674 nucleotides long. RefSeq names its product protein MICRORCHIDIA 7-like. The record is from RefSeq and is a predicted model, not a curated record. The coding region runs from base 200 to 2890 and encodes 896 amino acids. NCBI's taxonomy places the organism in Eukaryota, Viridiplantae, Streptophyta, Magnoliopsida, Caryophyllales, Amaranthaceae. Gene Ontology annotation, cellular component: nucleus. Gene Ontology annotation, molecular function: ATP hydrolysis activity. The transcript has 20 exons.
GUAAAUUUUCCCUUUAUUGUUUCCCCUUUAAAAAAUAACAUUAAAUUCCAUCAAAUUUGAACACACACAAAAAAAAACCGACUUUUCUUUUCUUUUCAUCUUCCCUCUUAUUCAAUAUUUUCUGCUGAUCUAAAAAAUCAAUUCAAUUCAACUCCAAUUGACUUUCUCUCUCCUCUUUCUUCCACUUUCUCUCUCUUCCAUGCAAAAAUCUUCUGCCAUGGAUGUACAAGUCAAGCAAGAAUACGAAGUUCUCUUCCAACGAAUGCGAGACAGAGCCGUCAAUGCUGCUACUCCUUCCUCGGCGCCUGCUCCCGUCAUUGAUCUCAGCGAUGACGAUGACGCCGGCGAUGUUGGUGCCGAGAAAAGAGCUUUGAGUUCCUCUAAUGACGGUUUUCCGGCGAAAAAGCAGAAGGUUGGUGAUGGUUCUCUUCCGCCGGGGUUUCUCGAUCCCAUUCCGCCGUUGCCGGAGUCUUCUUUGCUACUUCCGCCGCCGUUAGCGGCGGUUCCGGUGAGCUCGCAGGGGAAUAAGCAGUUUUGGAAGGCGGGUGAUUAUGAGGGUGCUCCUUGUGCUAAGUGGGAUAAUAAUACAGGUGGAAUGGAUCAUGUUAGGGUUCACCCCAAGUUUCUGCAUUCUAAUGCCACAAGUCAUAAGUGGGCUCUUGGAGCUUUUGCGGAGCUGUUGGACAAUUCAUUGGAUGAGGUCUGCAAUGGAGCAACAUUUGUCAACGUAGAUAUGCUUAUAAACAAGAAAGAUGGGAAUCAAAUGUUGCUGAUUGAAGAUAAUGGUGGUGGGAUGGAUCCUGAUAAAAUGCGUCAAUGUAUGUCCUUGGGGUACUCUGCAAAGAGCAAAUUGGCGAAUACAAUUGGGCAAUAUGGCAAUGGUUUCAAGACAAGUACUAUGAGGCUUGGAGCUGAUGUUAUUGUCUUCUCACGCAGCUGUGGAAAAGAUGGUAAAAGCAUCACACAAAGCAUUGGGUUGCUGUCGUACACAUUUUUGAGAAGCACAGGAAAGGAAGACAUCGUAGUUCCCAUUCUUGACUAUGAAAUGAGAGAGAGGGAAUGGCAGAAGAUGAUGCGGUCCUCUGCUGAUGAUUGGACAAGAAAUGUUGAUACAAUGAUAAACUGGUCACCGUAUUCAAGUGAAACUGAACUCCUCCAACAGUUUAAUUUAAUGAAAGACCAUGGUACACGUAUAAUCAUAUACAACCUCUGGGAGGAUGAUCAAGGACUACUGGAACUUGACUUCAACUCUGAUCCACAUGAUAUUCAAAUUAGGGGUGUCAACAGAGAUGAGAAGAGCGUAGAAAUGGCAAAGGAAUACCCAAAUUCUAAACAUUUUUUGACUUACAGGCACUCAUUAAGGAGUUAUGCAUCAAUUCUAUAUCUCAGACUUCCACCAAGAUACCGCAUGAUUAUCCGAGGAAAAGAUGUUGAGCACCACAACGUAGUGAACGACAUGAUGAUGAGCCAGGAGGUUACGUACCGUCCCCAGCCUGGUGCUGAUGGUGUUCCUAGGAAUGCAGAUAUGGUUGCUAUUGUCACUAUUGGAUUUGUAAAAGACGCAACUGCUCAUAUUGAUGUUCAAGGAUUUAAUGUUUAUCAUAAGAAUCGUCUAAUAAAGCCUUUCUGGAGGGUCUGGAGUGCUGCUGGAAGUGAUGGCCGAGGUGUCAUAGGUGUGCUAGAAGCAAACUUUGUUGAGCCAGCUCAUGAUAAGCAGGGGUUUGAGCGCACUACAGUUCUUGCCAGACUGGAAAAUAAACUGGUGCAAAUGCAGAAAAACUAUUGGCGAACUUACUGUCAUAAGAUUGGCUAUGCACCUAGAAUCAACAAGAAACAAAUAGAAGCUGGAGAAAGAGACUCUUCUCCUGAUUACACUCCAUCGUCAUCACGUGCUAAAAGCAAAGGGAGAGGCGUGGAUUAUGAUAAGCUAUAUUCCCCUCGUACAUCUGACAAGCAUGGAGGGAAUACAGUGGGAAAAUAUAACAAAUAUGGAAAUGGUCAUACAUCUGACAAGACUGGAGAGAAAACAGCGACAAAACAUAUAUCAGUGAAUGAGAAAUAUGGAAAUGGGCAAUCAUCUGAUAAAAAUGCAGAGAAAACUUCGGGAAAACAUGUAUCAGUGAAUGAGAAAUAUGGUAAUGCCCGCACUGCCAGAGAUAGAGAAAGUUCUGAAGAGCCAUCAUCACCGUCUUUGGAAGAUACUUCUGAAAAUUAUGAGCUACCUAGGGUUUUAAGGAAGAGAGUUAAUGAAACUAGUCAUUCAACAUUGAAGACUCCUGAAACUAGUCCUUCGACAUUGAAGACUCCUGAAACUAGUCCUUCAACAUUGAAGACUCCUGUCAAAGACCAGUCGGACAAAGACCAGACAGGAAAAGCUUUUCCUUCCAGAACAACGAGCUGUGCAGUACAACAGGAAAAAAGUGCUAAUGGUGCUAUGGAUACCACAUCUUCCUCUGAUUUGCAUGUUUUGGUUCAGUCAGAAGAGGAGAAAGAAAGAUUGCAAGCUUUGGAUAUGCUGAAGGAGGAGAAUCGUAUAUUGAAAGAGAAGUUGCAAGUUUUGGAUGAGUUGAAAGAGGAGAAUCGUGUAUUGAAAGGAAGGUUGGAGGAAAACAAUGGGGAGAAGCUGAAUGCUUUGCAACGUGACUUGCAAUUUGAAAGAGGCAAAUGCAAAUCACUUGAGACAAAGCUCCAUGAAGCGGAAUGUAAAAUUGAGGAGCUCAACAAGGAGCAGGAGAGUCUAAUUGACAUUUUCUCAGAGGAGAGAGACAGACGAGAUGUUGAGGAGGAAAAUCUGAGAAAAAGACUAAGGGAUGCAUCCAACACAAUUGAAGAGUUGCGCGGGAGAGUGAUGCAACUUGACAACCUGAAUUCGUCUAAUGGAAGGCGUUAGUGUAUAGGCUGCAAUCACGCAAUAGCGUGAGGGAGCUGUAGAUAUGUCCUUGUUGCAACCUUUAUUCAGCAAUGGCAGUGUACAUGGUGGGACUUAGAAGAUAUGUGUAUCACUAAUCAUCUGGCAUGUAAAUUUUAGUAGAGUAUAUCAGCGUCAUUCUUUGUUGUUCUUGCUUACAAACUUGUUCAAGUGUGGUAUUAGGUGGGCAAGUGCCUGAGUUGGGAGGUUUUGUAGGCUUGUAUUAUACGAGUCCUUUUUUUCUAUUUGGCAGUGUGAAAGGAAGUACUGGGCAGGGACAGCUCUUCUCUAGCACAGCUGCAUGCCUUGGGCAUCAGCAAAACUGAUAAUUCAGUGAAACCACGAUCAUUGUUAUCUGUAGUUAUAACACCCAGAAGAUAGUCUCUACACCAUCUACCAGUUACUGUCUGCUUCUUUUCAAACUCUGGACUGGACUCCUAAGUUUUGGAUUUUCAACUGAACCAAAGAAACAAAGGAUUCGAAUCUGUGGAGAGAGCUGAGGCCAUUCACUUAAAUGGUGACUUUGUAUUGCAUCGAUCCUUUAGGAUUGAAUAGCGCACUAAUCCUUUGCUCAUAGAAAGGUGAAUAAUUAUACUGAAUGUAUGGAACUGUAAUUGGAUAAAUUCCAAUAAUGUUAGUCUUGAUGAAUGACAGAAAUUUUCCAGAAGAACGUGUUAGGAAUAACUUGAUAACUUGAUGAUUGACAUUGUUACGCACGUAGAUGGGCAAUAAGAAUAUCUUCAGAGUCCUUUGAUGUUUUAUUUUA